UGCGUGGGCGGAAUGAGAAUUCAGAAGGAAGAACUACUGUUGAACUAAGAGGGUAAGAUCAGACGAUGAAGACGACGGCCGCGGCGGCAGAGCUGCAGAUGGAGGAAGAGAUCAGAGAGGCGAGCGAAAGGUGCAAGAGAGUGAUAGAGAGAGUCGCAAGACUACCCGCCAGCACAAACAUCACCGAUUCCUGCCGACGGACUCUUCUGAAACUAGCCAACUCAGAACUCAACUUCCUCUCUCGCUCCUCGGCUAGUCUCGCUACGUCCCCUAAUCCACCGCUCAGCGUUAACAUUGGACACAUAGAAGCCGUGGUUUACAUUCUUGAGCAGCCUUUCGUUACUGGAGUUUCAAGGGUUUGCAAGAGAGUCUCUCUGUUACCAAUUGGAAUUAGGAAUGGGAAUCACGAGGAUGAAACUGAUUGUGGUUCGUCAAUAUCUUCUAGUGUACAUGUUGAUAUAGUCUGCACGCUCAAUAAAAGACCUGUGUGGAUCGUUGUCUCGGAUAGGAACCCUAUGUAUGUGUAUUGGCAUGGCUACCGCAAAGGUAAAGGCUUGAAAUUGAGGAUUGAACAAGUCAUUGCUGCAGCUCGGUCUACUGAGAUGAUGAGGCCUCUGUCAAUUAUCCUCUUCUUCCCUCGUGGAGUUGGCGAUUCUGUCCGCCAGAAACUUCAGGAUGAGUUUGGGGCUUCUAAGUUUGAGUUUCAGUUGUCUGGAUUUUAUUCUCAUUUCAGUGAAGAGGUAGUAGAGGGUGGGUGGAUAAAUGUGUUGACGGGAUCGUAUCGUGAAGCAUCUAUCUUCGAGAUAAAGCUGGACACUGAUGCUGUUGGAGUUCCAAGAUCAGGAUCUGGACUUAGUGCAUAUACAGUUUCGGAUAAUCAAGAUCGGAGUCUGAAACUAAACACAGACGAUACCUUUUGUUCGAUUGUCUCAGGAAUGAGAACAUGGCCUCCAGAAACUAGGGCUAAGGAUUUGUCUGAUCCUGAGGUUUUGCAAGGCAUUGAUGAGCUUUUGAAUUUUGGUACUACAGCACUGGUUGCUAUUGUCUCUGGAAUAAGCAAUGGGUGUGCAGAGAAGCUUUUGGCUGCGCCAGAAUGUGAAUUGCAACAGCAGUUUAAGGGGAACACCGAGUUCGUGAUUGGACAGGUUAUGUCUGAAAUCGAGAAUCCAUUGCUUGCUGAACUGGUCCCUGUAGUAUCGGGGAAACGGGGCAUAGUAUGCAGCAGCGUGCUCGCACAAUUCAAAGAAUUGGUAUCAAUGUUUGGAGGGACAAACGAGAAGUUAAGAGCCGAUAAAUUGCUGGAACGCCUCUUGGUUAUCCCUGACAGUCCAUCAGGGCGAAUGAUGAGCCUGCCAACGACGAGGAAGCUAGAUUUGAAGAGCAAGAUUGUGUUUGGGACUGGUGAUAGUUGGCGUGCUCCGACGUUAACGGCGAAUAUGGGGUUCGUUCGAGCUGUGUCUCAGACUGGAAUGUCCCUGUUCACCAUCCCGCAUAGGCCUAGGGCAUUAAUAGGUGAUUAGAAAUGUGGUUUGUUGCAGCUCUCUGUACAUAACUUGCAAAACGAGAAGUCCUGUUUUUUCAGUCUGAACUCUGAUUUGUUUCAUGUUAUUAUAUGAUUGUGCUUUUGAUUUGAUUCACGUUAGUCCAGUAGAUCAAAAGGCAGCGAUUAGUUAGGAAUUGGAAGUUGUUUGUUUACCCACCAAAUUUGUAGUCGGCAACUUAUAUUUGUUGUUUACUUACUAGCAUGAAUAACAGGAAACAGUGAAC
Messenger RNA from Linum trigynum, 1767 nucleotides. The record is from the annotation of a GenBank genome assembly. Lineage: Eukaryota; Viridiplantae; Streptophyta; Magnoliopsida; Malpighiales; Linaceae.